Molecule: messenger RNA, 258 nt
Organism: Candidula unifasciata
Lineage: Eukaryota; Metazoa; Mollusca; Gastropoda; Stylommatophora; Geomitridae
Source: the annotation of a GenBank genome assembly
AUGGCAGCGUCAAGGACCACAACACAUCUUUCAAAGAAUGUGCUGCAGAUGAAAUUCAUGCAGCGGAGUGUGCUGAGAAUAGAAAAAGAACAGAAUGAAGAAGACAGACAGAAGACAAUCGAUGAUGAGCACUGGGUCUUGGACUGCCCAGAAUAUAAAUCAAAAGAAUCCAAGUUUUUAAAAGACCAAAGCUACAUAACGUGCGAACAGCUAAUGUUGGGACGACAGUCUUUCCGUGGAUUUAACCCAGAUAUUGAG